GGUAUGAGUUCAGCCAGAUAGAAAAUCUUGUGAAGCUGGUGAUCCGCAAUGCAAUGAUCACAGACUCAGGAGAAUACUGCUGUGAGGUGAAUGGAGCUACCUCAAGGGCCAGGCUGAAUGUUAAAGACCUGGAGCACAUCUUUUCCAGGGAGCUGAGGGACACGAAAGCAGAGGAGAAUGGUGUGGCUAUUCUGGAAUGUGAAACUAGGCGGCCAGCCCUCAGAAUGACAUGGCUUAAAGGCAUGGUCAUACUGAAACCUGGGAGUAAAUACAAUAUAAAACAGCAAGGGAACAUACUCUCCCUCACCAUCAAGGGGCUGGAAAAAAGUGACAGUGACAUCUACACCUGUGAUGUGGGAACUGCCCAAAGCAGGGCUGUACUGACAGUAAAAGAACGACAGGUUUUUUUCAUGGAAGAGCUGGAAGACAAAGUGUGUUUGGAAGGUGACACCAUCAUGUUUAAGUGCCGUAUCUGUCCCAGUGAUUACUUCAAUGUAAGGUGGUAUCUGGACAGAACUCUGCUGCAUACUGACCACCUGAGCAAAAUCCAAAUUCUUCCUGGGGGCUACCACACCCUCACCAUGAGGAACCUGGCUCGAAAGGACUCAGGCAUCAUUACCCUUGAGGCUGGAGGCAAAAGAUUAUAUGCUUUCCUGCUUGUCAGAGAAAAACGCCCAAAAUUCACAAAGGCAUUACAGGACUGUAAAGCAAUUGAUGGGGAAAAUUUGGUACUCUCAUGCAAGACUUCCAAAGCCUGCCAUAUUCUGUGGUACAGGGAUGGUUGCUUAAUAUGGAACUCCUCAAAGUACUUGGCACGUGGUUUGGACAAUGAGGCAACCCUGACAAUCUACAAUGUGAAUGAGAAGGACACAGGGUGGUAUGAAUGUCAUGCUGGAUCAGUCAGCACCAAGGCCCAAGUUACUGUCAAGACAACUAUAAGGUUUAAAGGACAUGCUACUCAGUUGCUGGAACUCUACCAAUUGCGAACUGUGGAGUCCAGCAAGGUGGCCCCUGAGAUCAAAGGCGAGUUGCUUUGUGGCCGGGCAGCCCACGUAUCUCGGCCGGGCCGAACCCAAAAAGACUACAUGAGACAACUGUGUGGGCCCACCACUCGCAAGGUUCAGGGCCAUCACUCCAUCCCACAACCAAUGGAGAAUAUUUUUGACCAAAGCAGUGAAAAUCCUGUCUUCACCACCAUAAUCAAAGAACAUUUAGCUUCAUGGACCGGAGAACCACUUCCAGAAACUGAGCACAUAGGGCUGCUCCAUCAUACUGCCCACUGUGCUCCCAUUCUUGUCAGCACUGAUGCUAUGCACAGGAGAACCGUUACUUCUCUGUUCAAGAUCUCUGGUGAAGAGCAGUCUUGCAGUGCUGAGCUGACGUUGGAAAGACAGGAGACCGAGUUUGAUGAAAGAGAUGCCUGGGAUAAACCUCACCAGCACAGACCUGAAAAGGACUGGAAGGAGGACUGGAAUGAAUUAUGCCCUGUAUUAUCAGACAGCAUAAUGAUUUCAGACACAUCAAAUAAUGUGACAAAACAUCAAGAGCAAUCCAGAAAGCUGGGGUGUUUGGCGCAGUUGGACACAGUCCUGUCUCUACCCCACUCUGAGGCAGAGGACUCUACUUUUGGUUUGAAUAGCAUCCCCAGGCAGAGGCUCAUUAAGAGCACCUCCUGCAGCCACGCCCAGGAGGUUUCCUGCCUCUCUGCCCCUGGAGUGAUUUUGAAAGAGAUAACGGCGCAGGAGCAAGCCUAUGAGCAUCUGAGGUCCAGUCUCUCUAAACAGCUGAAUGAACCUCUUCUGGAGUACAGAGAGGACAGUGCUGAUACAGAAGGCAGAAAAGGCCAGAGAAGUGGCCCAUCACACUGUAUAACCAUGGUUAAAUCCAUCUCUUGUGAUAGCGGAGUCAAAAGGCCUCAGUCUAAUGUCAACAAGCAGCAUCAGUCGUGGAGCAGGUCCUUAGACGAUUUUAUGAGCAUGAUUCCAGAGUCAACUGAACUGAGGGAAUCAGGGGAGAAAAGCAAAAAGCUGGAGAUUUCUAGGACUGAGUGUAUUCAGUACUCACUCGCCUGCAAAGGCCCAGUGAUGCUGCAGCAGUCUAUCCCAGAGCUACUGGUGGCUCCAAGCAAGCACACUUCAUUGGCUGUCCCCAAAGACCAGCAUGACCACAGUGUCACUUCUGUUAGCAGUGGAUCCUCUUCUGAGUUUAAUAAAACAGACGUCUGGGAUGAACUUUACCAGGACAUACCUGAAAAGGACUGGAAGGAGAAGGAAUACAAUGAAUUAUGCCCUGUGUCAUCAGACAGCAUAAUGACUUCAGACACAUCCAAUAAUGUGACAAAACAUCAAGAGCAAUCCAGAAAGCUGGGGUGUUUGGCGCAGUUGGACACAGCCCUGUCUCUACCCCACUCUGAGGCAGAGGACUCUACUUUUGGUUUGAAUAGCAUCCCCAGGCAGAGGCUCAUUAAGAGCACCUCCUGCAGCCACGCCCAGGAGGUUUCCUGCCUCUCUGCCCCUGGAGUGAUUUUGAAAGAGAUAACGGCGCAGGAGCAAGCCUAUGAGCAUCUGAGGUCCAGUCUCUCUAAACAGCUGAAUGAACCCCUUCUGGAGUACAGAGAGGACAGUGCUGAUACAGAAGGCAGGAAAGGCCAGAGAAGUGGCCCAUCACACUGUAUAACCAUGGUUAAAUCCAUCUCUUGUGACAGCGGAGUCAAAAGGCCCCAGUCAAACAUCUACAAGCAGCAUCAGUUGUGGAGCAGGUCCUUAGAUGAUUUUAUGAGCAUGAUUCCAGACUCAACUGAACUGAGGGAAUCAGGGGAGAAAAGCAAAAAGGUGGAGACUUUUAGGACUGAGUGUAUUCAGUACUCACUCACCUGCAAAGGCCCAGUGAUGCUGCAGCAGUCUAUCCCAGAGCUACUGGUGGCUCCAAGCAAGCAUACUUCAUUGCCUGUCCCCAAAGACCAGCAUGACCACAGUGUCACUUCUGUUAGCAGUGGAUCCUCUUCUGAGUUUAAUAAAACAGACGUCUGGGAUGAACUUUACCAGGACAUACCUGAAAAGGACUGGAAGGAGGAGGAAUACAAUGAAUUAUGCCCUGUGUCAUCAGACAGCAUAAUGACUUCAGACACAUCCAAUAAUGUGACAAAACAUCAAGAGCAAUCCAGAAAGCUGGGGUGUUUGGUGCGGUUGGACACAGCCCUGUCUCUACCCCACUCUGAGGCAGAGGACUCUACUUUUGGUUUGAAUAGCAUCCCCAGGCAGAGGCUCAUUAAGAGCACCUCCUGCAGCCACGCCCAGGAGGUUUCCUGCCUCUCUGCCCCUGGAGUGAUUUUGAAAGAGAUAACGGCGCAGGAGCAAGCCUAUGAGCAUCUGAGGUCCAGUCUCUCUAAACAGCUGAAUGAACCCCUUCUGGAGUACAGAGAGGACCAUGCUGAUACAGAAGGCAGAAAAGGCCAGAGAGGUGGCCCAUCACACUGUAUAACCAUGGUUAAAUCCAUCUCUUGUGAUAGCGGAGUCACAAGGCCUCAGUCUGACGUCUACAAGCAGCAUCAGUUGUGGAGCAGGUCCUUAGAUGAUUUUAUGAGCAUGAUUCCAGAGUCAACUGAACUGAGGGAAUCAGGGGAGAAAAGCAAAAAGGUGGAGACUUUUAGGACUGAGUGUAUUCAGUACUCACUCGCCUGCAAAGGCCCAGUGAUGCUGCAGCAGUCUAUCCCAGAGCUACUGGUGGCUCCAAGCAAGCACACUUCAUUGGUUGUCCCCAAAGACCAGCAUGACCACAGUAUCACUUCUGUUAGCAGUGGAUCCUCUUCUGAGUUUAAUAAAACAGACGUCUGGGAUGAACUUUACCAGGACAGACCUGAAAAGGACUGGAAGGAGGAGGAAUACAAUGAAUUAUGCCCUGUGUCAUCAGACAGCAUAAUGACUUCAGACACAUCCAAUAAAGUGACAAAACAUCAAGAGCAAUCCAGAAAGCUGGGGUGUUUGGCGCAGUUGGACACAGUCCUGUCUCUACCCCACUCUGAGGCAGAGGACUCUACUUUUGGUUUGAAUAGCAUCCCCAGGCAGAGGCUCAUUAAGAGCACCUCCUGCAGCCACGCCCAGGAGGUUUCCUGCCUCUCUGCCCCUGGAGUGAUUUUGAAAGAGAUAACGGCGCAGGAGCAAGCCUAUGAGCAUCUGAGGUCCAGUCUCUCUAAACAGCUGAAUGAACCCCUUCUGGAGUACAGAGAGGACAGUGCUGAUACAGAAGGCAGGAAAGGCCAGAGAAGUGGCCCAUCACACUGUAUAACCAUGGUUAAAUCCAUCUCUUGUGACAGCGGAGUCAAAAGGCCCCAGUCAAACAUCUACAAGCAGCAUCAGUUGUGGAGCAGGUCCUUAGAUGAUUUUAUGAGCAUGAUUCCAGACUCAACUGAACUGAGGGAAUCAGGGGAGAAAAGCAAAAAGGUGGAGACUUUUAGGACUGAGUGUAUUCAGUAUAACAUUCUACAUUUCAAUGAGGAAAUGGCUGAUAAUGGUUAA
Molecule: messenger RNA, 4514 nt
Organism: Anguilla anguilla (European eel)
Lineage: Eukaryota; Metazoa; Chordata; Actinopteri; Anguilliformes; Anguillidae
Exons: 16
Coding region: 54-4514 (1486 amino acids)
Source: RefSeq, a predicted model, not a curated record